UGCUUUGCGGGACAGUCAUUCUAAUUCGAGGCCUGGCUGACUGCAGACGCACUCGGAUCCACGGAAUCGAAGUGGGAAUCGGAAUAGCACACAUAUUUGGAAUUAGGAUCGAGGCGGGCAGUGGACACAUCGGACGGCUAAUCAAACGCAUUUUGGCCAAGUGUCGGGCGGUGACAGGCCAGACAGACCGAUAUACAGACUCUCUAUGCCAAUCUCUAAUGAAGCAGUGUUUUAGCUAAACAGUUUAAUUUUGGCUAUCGAAACGAGUUUCCAGCUUCCAGCUGUGUGUGCGAGUGUGUGUGUGUGUGUUGUGGCAGGCUCAUUUGUGAAAAUAUUUAAUUUGCGGCUCAACUCUGUGGCAAGACACAUUUUCACCUGAAUUGCAAUCAAGUGCAAUUAUCAAACGAACAGCCACAGAAGACAAAAACAAACAUAGAGAUAAUCACCAUGGCUGGGCAGACAUCAAACACCACUCCGCUGCUGGACCUGCUGCUGAUCGACAGUCAAAGCACCACCGCUGCAGCGCCGCCGGCAAGGGCUCUCUAUGCGAAUCGGAACCGUUUGAUCUUCAGCCUCAUUGUCAUGGGUCUGGGAGUGUUUGGAAAUUCGCUGGCUCUGGUUAUUUUGGCGCGCAAAAAGCACAACAAGAACAGCAAAUAUACGCUCAUGUUGCGCUGCCUGGCCACCAACAAUCUGGUGGCGCUGUUGGGUAUGCUGACCACUUCGUUGCUCAAAUAUAACAUGUACAAGGAGGGAGAUCACUCGGACAUGCGGCUGGACUGUGUGGGGCAUGUAGUAUGGCGCUUUUUUGGCCUCAGCUCUGGAUGCAUUGCAGCCGUAAUGGCCGCUGAACGUUGGAUGGCGCUGGCCCGACCCUUUAUCUACCACAAGCACAUCACCUAUGAGUUGAUCCGGAAGAGCAUCAAUAGCAUUGUGAUUGCGGCCUUGAUCAUCACCUUCCUGCCCUUUGUGGGCUUUGGUGCCUACAUGGACGAGUCGAAUCCGGACAGAAUGAAGUGCAUACGCUACCGUGAUGCCGAAGGCUUCUGGAACAAGGCCUACGCCGUGGUAUUUAUGGUCUUUGGCACCCUUCUGUGCAUCGUGAUCGUGACCUGCAACCUGUUCGUGGCGCACACCCUGCUCUGCGUGAUUGGUAAGAGUCGAACGGCCAAGCGGCACAUGCACUACGACUUGGUGGGUCGCGACAAGGCCAGUGUGCAGAGCAUCGAUCCGGAGAGCAGCAGCGGUACCACACUCUACCAGACACAGUACAGCACUGGCAGCGGCGGCAGCCAUCACAGUGCUCCACACAGGCAGUCAUCUCGGCAGUUCCAGCACAGCGUCAGCGUAACGAUGGCAGGCACAGAAUCCUCGCCAGUGGAGAUCAAGUUUGCCAAGCUUAUGGCGUUUCUCAGCAUCUCAUUCGUCAUCUGCUGGAUGCCACAGAUGAUUGCCAUACCCUUGGCCAUUGCACCGGAUCGAGUUGACAAGAAAAACGUGUUCUUUCUUAUUGCGGAUGUCCUCACAGCGCUGCACUUCACUUCAGAUCCGUACAUCUAUGUGCUAAGUCGCUCCAAGUCCAUCAACUGGUCCCUGCUGAGUUGCAUCAAGCGCUGGCGCAGCGGCUGGCGACAGGGCGGACUGCGUCGCUCCCAGAGCGAUCAGAGUCGGAUGCGCACCACAAUGACCGAAGCUAAUACUCUCGACUGUAACUUUAAUUGAGAUUCCACAACCAGCACUUUCCCUGCACCGAAGUACUUAACUUUAACUUUAAACGUAGGUUCUGUUUGUGUGUACACCACUCUCUAAGGAUCCCUUUUCUAGUCGUGUAAGCUGUAAAUAAUAUACCUUACUUUGAACGAGUAUUACCAUAUCAAGGCUUCUCACUUUCAUCACAUAAUCUAAGAAUCGAAAAGCGAUUUGAUCAACAAUAUGUACAUAAAUAUGUGUAAUUAUUGCAUUUGUAUAAUAAAGUGUCUAUUGUAUA
Drosophila guanche is the source of this 1987-nucleotide messenger RNA. Its product is annotated as prostaglandin D2 receptor. Gene Ontology annotation, biological process: inflammatory response; positive regulation of cytosolic calcium ion concentration; adenylate cyclase-activating G protein-coupled receptor signaling pathway. The record is from RefSeq and is a predicted model, not a curated record. Lineage: Eukaryota; Metazoa; Arthropoda; Insecta; Diptera; Drosophilidae. Bases 448 to 1722 code for a protein of 424 amino acids. The transcript is spliced from 5 exons. Gene Ontology annotation, molecular function: G protein-coupled receptor activity. Gene Ontology annotation, cellular component: plasma membrane.